Messenger RNA from Prorocentrum cordatum, 1344 nucleotides. NCBI's taxonomy places the organism in Eukaryota, Dinophyceae, Prorocentrales, Prorocentraceae. The record is from the annotation of a GenBank genome assembly.
AUGGGCGCCCAGGGGCUGGAAGACUUCGUGCAGUGCCUGACCAGCUGUGAGCAACGGGCAGCGUGGCCGUGGCAAUUCUACUUGGUGCUGGAGCUGCUGCUGGGCAAGAAGCCAGGAAUCGGCGGCGAGCGCCCCAUCGGCCUCAUGCCCAUGCCGUGCCGCAUCUGGAGCGCAGCCAGGAGGCCCAUAGUAGCCACCUGGAGCAAGGCAGCGGCGGGCUUCUGGGACACGGCAGUAGCUGGCUCCUCAGCGCUACGAGUGGCAACGCACAGACUGAUGAGGGCAGAAGCCGCCACGGAGAUGGGCUUUCAUGCAGCAGGAGUCUUCUACGACGCGGCAAACUUCUACGACGACAUAGGCCUCGACCAGCUGAUCGGGAAGGCCAGCGCCCUCCAGUGCCCGUUGCUGCCGCUGGCAAUGGCCGUGCAGAUGUACCUUGCGCCCAGGGCCAUCAUGGCCCACAACCUCUUCUCGGACAUCUUCGAGCCUGCCAACAGCAUGGUAGCCGGCUGUGGCCAAGCGGUCGACCUCACCAGACCGCUCUUGUAUGGCAUCCUGGAUGCGGCGCACAGGCACUACAUCUUCGUCGUCAUGCAGCAGUACCUGGACGACCUGGCCCUGCAGGUAGAGGGUGCGCGGCGGCAGGUCAUUGCCCAGAUCAAGUACGUGGCAGCGCUGGUGCACGAUGGAUUCAAGCAGCUCUCGAUACCCAUCUCCGUCAAGACGGCAGUGGUGGCCUCGGACAAGGACCUCCAGGCGGAAGUCGCCAGCAUCCUGGACAGCCUGGGCACUCCCAACAAGCAACCAGGUGUAGUGCGCGACCUCGGCGUGGACACCUGCCUCGGCAAGCAGCUGCGGCGACCCACCCAUGCCGCGCGCCAGGCAAAGGGGAAGAAGUGGGUGGCCAAGCUCAAGGACCUAGCGAAGACGGACGCCAGAGGCGCGGCAAAGGUCUAUUCAGCAGGGGCCUACUGCCAGCAGGCCUGGGACUUACCAGCGCACGGCAUCACGCCCACGGAGGCGAAGUCGGUCAGGGCCACGGAGGCAGCGCUCCUCACAGGCGGACACAAGGCUGGACGCUGCACGUCCACCAUCCUCAUGAUCCAGAGGGGAAUGCAAGAGGCGGUAACCCGAGCCAUCGGCGACCAGAUCAAGCAGUUCUGGCUCACCAUAGUCGACCACCCGACGGAGCUCAAGAGGUACCAGAGAGGCUGGCUCCUGCUCUACGCCAAGCUGGACUCCAGCAGAGCGCGCAGCAGCAGCUCCGGCAGCAGGCUGCUGACCAUCGCUGGGGAGAAGGACUUCAGGCAGGUGGCGACCUCUAUCAGCUGCAGCGCCACCUGA